Molecule: messenger RNA, 3183 nt
Organism: Gadus morhua (Atlantic cod)
Lineage: Eukaryota; Metazoa; Chordata; Actinopteri; Gadiformes; Gadidae
Product: inter-alpha-trypsin inhibitor heavy chain H3
Exons: 31
Coding region: 78-3029 (983 amino acids)
Source: RefSeq, a predicted model, not a curated record
UGAAAAACAACCAUUGCAUCAUGACUUUGAGAAUAAAAGUGCUGCGCAUAACCUAGUUAAACCUGUAUUACGACAAAAUGGGAAAGAUAGUGGUACAGCUCGCCCUACUUGGGCUGAUGCUGGCAGUCGUCUACACACUACCAAACAAGGAGGACUGGGACAUCUACAAAUACCAUAUCAACUCCACAGUGACCGACGGCUAUGCCAUCACUAUCAUCACCAGCCGCGUGGUCAAUCGCAGGGAUCAGCCAACGGAAAUAGAAUUCCACGUCAAGAUUCCAAAGAAUGCCUUCAUUAGUCAAUUCAAAAUGUCGAUCGAGGGUCAGAUGUACGACGGAGUGGUAAAGGCCAAGGAAGAGGCUCAGCAGCAGUACAGCGAGGCCAUGUCCCGUGGUCAGAGCGCUGGGCUCGUUAGUUCUGUUGGGAGAUCCCUUGAGGAGUUUACGACCUCUGUCACUGUGGCUGCUCACCAAAAAGUGACCUUCGAGCUCACCCAUGAGGAGCUGCUGAAGAGGAGGCUUGGGCAGUAUGAGCUCCAGAUCUACGCUCGGCCCAUGCAGCCGGUCAAUGAUUUCAAGAUUGAUGUUAGCAUCUAUGAACAACCAGACAUAGUGUUCUCAGAGGUUAAAGGAGGUUUAAACAACCCUAUUCUUGCUACCAUCGGUGCCGCAGAAAGUCAAAAUCAGUUGGAUGUGCAUUUCCACCCAACAGUGGAGCAGCAGACUCUUUGCGGGGCCUGUGGAGAUGACGGUUUGAACGGUGAUUUGGUGAUUGUAUAUGAUGUCUUCAGGGAUGAAACCUUGGGACACCUCAAGGAAUCGGACGGGUUUUUUGUCCAUCACUUUGCUCCAACCGGAUUGGCCCGCAUUUCAAAGAAUGUCAUCUUCGUCAUCGAUCAAAGUGGCUCAAUGCAAGGCAGGAAGAUGCGCCAGACUCGUGCUGCAUUAGUUCAUAUCCUUGCAGACCUGGCGAUGGAUGACUAUUUUGGUUUGAUCACUUUCAACCACGCCGUCCAUCCAUGGAAGAGGGAACUUGUCCAGGCUAACGAACACAAUGUUGGUAUUGCAAAAGAGUUUGCACGAACAAUCGAAGAUCACGGAUCGACGGACAUUAAUUCUGCCUUGUUGGAUGGUGCAAAAAUGCUAAAUCAAAACCCCCGAGAUGGUUCAGCAUCUAUUCUUAUUCUGCUCACCGAUGGAGACCCUACCACUGGGGAAAGAAAUCCUGUGAUAAUACAGAAGAAUGUGAUGCGGGCCAUCAAUAAGAAGUUUCCAUUGUACUGUCUUGGUUUUGGUCAUGAUGUCAAUUUUGAAUUCCUGGAGAAAAUGUCCCUGGAAAACAGCGGAGUAGCGCGACGCAUCUACGAUGACACUGAUGCCGAUCUCCAGCUGAAGGGUUUCUAUGCAGAGGUGGCUACUCCUCUGUUAACCAACGUGAUGUUGAUCUAUGAAGGCGGGGCUAAUCUCACACAGACUAAUUUCAGCCACUAUUACAACGGCUCUGAGAUUGUUGUCGCUGGCCAGAUCACCGACAACAAUAUUGAGACGUUCUCUCCACGGGUUGUAGCCAUCUCGGGAAACAAACAUGUGGAAUUUUCUGAAACAAAUUCCAGUACUGUAAUGACAGCAUCUUUGUCAGAGAGCAACACCAGAAGGCUUUGGGCCUACCUGACAGUAAAGCAGCUCCUGGAUAAAGAGUUACAGCUAGAUGGUGAGGAAAAGGAACGGGCCAAACAGGAGGUGCUUGAACUGUCUCUGAAGUACCGAUUUGUGACUCCACACACCUCCAUGGUGGUGACAAAACCUCCCGGAGAGAACGCACAAGUGCUCCAUAAACCCAAGGAAGGAGAAAAGCAUCCAUUGCCUCGAGGGGGAUUUUUUAGAAGUGUUGUUUCCUCACUGCAUUAUGAUGAUCCCUCUUUCCCAGCGCAGAGAUUACAUGGAACGGCAAAUCGUCGUCGUCAGGGCACUAUGCAUCCGUCUUCCAGAGGUCCAGCCGGGAGGCGUGUUCAUCCUCAGGGCAGUAUGGAUAGCGAUCCCUCUUUCACAGCUGCAAUAUUACAUGGAGGGGGGCAUGUUCUUCAUCAGGACAGUAUGGAUAGCGAUCCGUCUUCCAGAGGUCCAGCCGGGAGGCGUGUUCAUCCUCAGGGCAGUAUGGAUAGCGAUCCCUCUUUCACAGCUGCAAUAUUACAUGGAGGGGGGCAUGUUCUUCAUCAGGACAGUAUGGAUAGCGAUCCCUCUUUCACAGCUGCAAUAUUACAUGGAGGGGGGCAUGUUCUUCAUCAGGACAGUAUGGAUAGCGCAUUAUUAACAGAUCGAGGUAUGACGUGGUCAGCAUCAUCACCAAUGUCAGAAUCCAUUACAGUUGCCAGAAUACCCUCUGUGUUUGCCCCCACUCUUGUUUCUAUAACGACUGUUCUCCAGAGGUUUGUGCGAAAAACAGUCAAUGGGAGCUUGCCACUGUGUUACGAUCUCAACGAAUUCAUGCUUCUUAAACUACUGCACAAUCCCAACAGAGAGCUCUCUAUCAAUGGUCAACUGGAGUCAUAUCCCAGUGUUGGCUUCAAAAGGAUUGUUAUCCACAACCAAAACCAACGUAUUGACAUCAACCAGCGUCAUAUACGCGUGAACGAUGGACAGAAUGCAACAAAGAUCCGAUGGGAGCCGAACAUUAUUGAUAUCCAAAGGGGAAAACUGAUUCAGAGCCACAACAAGACCACCAUAAUGAUCGAAGACUCGCUCUUGAUCAUAAUGCGUCAUGAAAAGAAGGGUAAAAGCCUUCUCUGGCCAAUCUUCAGUCAGGUCUCCAACGACCCAGUCGAAGGGCUUCUAGCUGUCAAACCAUUGGUCUACGAGAGCGUGUCUGCUCCGUCCGGGACAGUCACGGUCAGCGGCAAAACGUUCACGGUUUCAGAGGGCGACAUUUUCGACUACAGUGUGACAUCUGCGCCGAGAAUAAAGUGUUGGUUAACAUCUGCAGAGAAUGCCUUGGAGGGACGUCUGUUCGAUUUUCUUGUCAGCGAUUUAUAAAUGAAUAAAUUAGAAAUGAUCUGCAAUGCAAUUCCUUAUUGCACUGUUGCGUUCCUCAGCUUCAGAGGCAUUGUCAUGUCAACUGUUGGAUAAGUAAUAAGAGCAGACAAACAUUUGUUCAAGUAAUUAAUAAAAUGAACAUGAAUGAACAUUG